GUGAUUGCCCGUACAAGCAGAGAAGAUCACAUUUGCCUCUAAAAACACAGUUUCAAAUCUUGAGCUGCAUUUCCAGGCGACAACGACAUGGAUGCUACUACCACGAACAAGAAGCCCCACGCCGUGUUUGUGCCGUUCCCGGCUCAGGGGCACAUCACGCCGAUGAUGAAGCUGGCACAGAUCUUCCACCGCAAGGGCUUCCACGUCACCUUCGUCAAUACCGAGUAUAACCACCGCCGCCUCGUCCGUUCCCGCGGUCCUGACGCCGUGGCGGGCCUCCCGGACUUCCGCUUUGCCACCAUACCGGACGGCCUGCCCCCGUCGGACGCCGACACCACGCAGGACAUGCCAUCCCUCUGCUAUUCCAUCAUGACCCACUGCCUCCCCCAUCUAAGGAACCUGCUCCACGACCUCAACAGUCUGCCUGGGGCGCCGCUGGUGAGCUGCGUUGUGGCGGACGGCGUCAUGAGCUUUAGCAUGGAUGCCGCGGUGGAACUCGGCGUGCCGUGUCUGGUGUUCUGGACUGCCAGUGUGUGCGGUUUCAUGGGCUACCGCAACUUCCGGUUCCUCCUAGACGAGGGCCUCACCCCUCUCAAAGACGAAGAGCAAGUGAAGAACGCGUACUUGGACACGCAGGUGACGGAGGCACGCGGGAUGAGCAAACACAUGCGCCUCCGUGACUUCCCUUCCUUCAUCCGCACGACGGACCGUGGCGACGUGCUGUUCAACUUCCUGCUGCACGAGGUCGAGCAGUCGGACCGCGCGACCGCCGUCAUCCUCAACACCAUUGACGAGCUCGAGAAGGUGGCCCUCGACGCCAUGUGUUCCAUCCUCCCUAUGCCCGUCUACACCAUCGGCCCGCUUAACUUCCUCACUGAGCAGCUGGUCUCGGAAGGCGAUGCUGGUGGCACGCUCGCCGCCAUACGCCCCAACCUCUGGAGAGAAGACCGAUCCUGCCUCGAAUGGCUUCAGGGUAGGGAGCCCCGAUCCGUGGUGUAUGUCAACUACGGAAGCAUAACCACCAUGUCUGGGCAGGAGCUGGUGGAGUUUGCGUGGGGGCUUGCCAAUUGCGGCUACGACUUCCUCUGGAUCGUGAGGAAUGACCUGGUAAAGGGCGAUACAGCUGUGCUGCCUUCUGAGUUUCAGGAGGCGACCAAGGGUAGGUGCCUUCUUGCAAGCUGGUGCGAGCAGGAGGCGGUGUUGCGGCACGAGGCAGUGGGUGCCUUCUUGACGCACUGUGGGUGGAACUCGAUGAUGGAAGGCCUUAGUGCGGGGGUGCCAAUGUUGUGUUGGCCCUUCUUCGCCGAGCAGCAAACCAAUUCCCGUUACGCGUGUGUGGAUUGGUGCGUUGGGAUGGAAAUUGGCAAUGAUGUGCGCCGGGAGGUGGUCGAGGCAAGGUUACGGGAGGUGAUGGGAGGAGAAGGGAUGGGAAAAGAAAUGAGGCAAAAGGCGGCGGAAUGGAGCAAGAUAGCCGUUCGUGCGACGACAAAACCUGGUGGCAGGUCGUUGGCCAACCUUGAGAGUAUGUUCAAGGAUGUACUACUGACCGCCACUAAGAAUGUUGCGUAGAAUUGGGAAUUUGAGAAAUGCGAGUUUCAGUUUCUGCAUGGACCGCUGAUCCAAUAAGGCGUGGGUUAGCAUUUUGUUUGGUUGGGUUGUGGCCGUAUGAGAAGUUAUCCAUCGUGGGUUAUUAGUUGGUUGUGCUAGGGAAAUAAUGUUGCACCGAAUCAUAUGGUCAUGUGUACAUGUAAUGUAUUUUCAUUUAUGUCUGUGAGAUUUGAUACUUUGAAAAAAUAAUGGUAAGGUGGUGUACCUUCUUUCAGGAAA
Molecule: messenger RNA, 1827 nt
Organism: Triticum urartu
Lineage: Eukaryota; Viridiplantae; Streptophyta; Magnoliopsida; Poales; Poaceae
Product: 7-deoxyloganetin glucosyltransferase
Molecular function (GO): quercetin 7-O-glucosyltransferase activity; quercetin 3-O-glucosyltransferase activity
Source: RefSeq, a predicted model, not a curated record